AUGGUUUAUUUCGUGAAGCAUUUCUUUGGUGCUAGAGAGAACGUUUCUGACAGCGACUAUAUUUUGAAGUCGAAGGUGGUCGCCAACCUGUCAGGCCUGUUCGAGACCAACAGUGGCUUGAUGUUAGGUCAAAUUGAAACCGAUGACGAUGGCGAUUUGAUCCUACGUCGAUACAAAUUUGCACGCAACGUUGCUGGUUCUUCUUCCUCUUGGUUGCCAGGUACACUGUCGGAUGCAGAGGCUAAUGUCUUCAUUAGAUCUCAUUCUACUGUUGCUGUCGAUGAUUCCUUUUCGUGUAAAGAAGUAAUGGACAUAAGCUUCGUCUUUAAUGCAGCUGCUGACAUUCGUGUCAUUAAUGUGUCUAAGUUCGGCUCUUUCUGGUCUGUCGUUUGCAAUCAUGCCUCCAUAUAA
This is a messenger RNA of Mucor mucedo, 411 nucleotides long. RefSeq lists its product as uncharacterized. NCBI's taxonomy places the organism in Eukaryota, Fungi, Mucoromycota, Mucoromycetes, Mucorales, Mucoraceae. Bases 1 to 411 code for a protein of 136 amino acids. The record is from RefSeq and is a predicted model, not a curated record. The transcript is spliced from 2 exons.